CUUUCUUCCCAAGUUUCUUGUAAUUCACUUGAAAAUUUUCGAAGGUCACAAGUAGUUUCUUGUAAACCACGUUCUUAGGACAUUCCUUUAUAUUAUUGGGUGGGGCCCACACCAAGUUCUAUCUAUAUCAGCGCAAAAUAAAACGAGAGUUCCGCAGCGACAUCGGAGAUCAGAAAAUUCGUUACGGAGAUUUUUGUAUUGAAAAAGCACUAAGAUCAUUCUUUCAUGUCUUUGAAAGCACCAGUUUGAAUCAAUGAACAUGGAACAAAAGAAUUCUCAUGAUAGCUUUGUGGAUCUUGUUUGCCACUAUCAAUUUGAAAAUGGUUCAUCUCAGUUUUUGUUUUUAGAUGUUGAUCAGAAUGAAAAAAAAGGUGGAACUUUCCUUAACCAUUCUCUAAGCUUCUCAAUUGAAAAUUUUGUGCAAACACUUGCUUCAUGCAAGGGCUUGAUUCUCUUGAAUGGUUACAAUAGUGAUGAAUCCUGCUACUAUGUGAUCAAUCCUCUCACAAAACACUCUACUAUGAUCCCUUUACCUUGUAUCCAAGGACAUGUUAUUAGAGUUGGUUUAGCCUCUAAUGAUAGUAACAAUUUUAAAGUUGUGCUUAUUGAGGCAAAAUCUCCCAAAUUGAUCAAUGGACUAGAAUUUCAUAUUUUCUCAUCUGACACUAACAAGUGGAAGAAGGAAAACCAUUCCAUCAAUUUAACUUUGCCUUCUCUGCCAGAAUUCGAGUUUAAAGAACUUUCUACAUCUCCACUUUACUCAAAUGGUGCAAUCCAUUGGGAAAUAUGUGGAUACUUAUUGGUGUAUCAUGUCCAAGAAAACUAUUGUGAGCUAAUUGAGAUGCCUAAUUUUUUUCAAGACUGGUCAUGGCAAUCAACAAUGAUGUAUCGUCGAUGUUUGUGCGAAUCAGGAAACAGUGUUUACUAUUGUUACACUGAUAUUGAUGGUUUCCACAUUUGGGAACUUCUGAAGGAGAAUUAUAAUCUUGGGCCAUUCUGUGAUUCCAAAAAAUUUAGAUGGAGAUUAGUCCAGACUGUAAUGCAUGAAGUUUUUGUCUCAAAUCAUUCCAACUUUUGUGAAGCUUUGUUUGAAUGGGAGCCUUAUAAGAUUGCACCUAUUGCGUAUAGUGAACAAGCACAGAUCAUAUAUUUGCAGCUUCCAGGAGCUGUUGUUGCUUAUAACUUCAAUACAGGAAAUUUGGGAUCAAUUUGCAAAUAUUCAUAUCCAGGUAUGAACUUCAAUUGUUGCUCAUUUCUUUCUUCAAUAAAUUCUGGGAUUCACAAUGUGCAUAAAGGAAGGGACUUGGUGACUGAUGGAGAAAUAAUGGAGCUGAAUUUACCAAUAGGAGAAAUUGAAAAGUUGUCCCUUUGAAUUUUGUUUUGUGUAAUAAUGAUGGUGAUUUUGUUGUCAAUUGAAUCCAGUUAUGCUACUAGCUAUGUCAUAUGUUGUUUGUUAAACAAUUACUAGUAUAUGUGAAUGUAUUUGGAAUUUUAUGCAAUUAGACACUAAUAUCAUAUCUUGUUUUGAUUGUUUGUGUUUA
This is a messenger RNA of Medicago truncatula (barrel medic), 1541 nucleotides long. RefSeq lists its product as uncharacterized. The transcript is spliced from 2 exons. Lineage: Eukaryota; Viridiplantae; Streptophyta; Magnoliopsida; Fabales; Fabaceae. The record is from RefSeq and is a predicted model, not a curated record. The coding region runs from base 254 to 1372 and encodes 372 amino acids.